Silurus meridionalis is the source of this 2369-nucleotide messenger RNA. RefSeq names its product zinc finger protein 235-like. Gene Ontology annotation, cellular component: nucleus. The transcript is spliced from 4 exons. Gene Ontology annotation, molecular function: RNA polymerase II cis-regulatory region sequence-specific DNA binding; DNA-binding transcription factor activity. Bases 283 to 1758 code for a protein of 491 amino acids. Gene Ontology annotation, biological process: regulation of transcription by RNA polymerase II. NCBI's taxonomy places the organism in Eukaryota, Metazoa, Chordata, Actinopteri, Siluriformes, Siluridae. The record is from RefSeq and is a predicted model, not a curated record.
UGUGUGUGUGUGUGUGUGUGUGUGUGUGUGUGUGUGUGUGUGUGCCUGCGCGUGCGCGCACGCGUGUGUGUGCGGAAGUAAACACCGCGCACCCGACUUUAAUUUAUAUUAAAUAAUAAAACACGUUUUCGAGCCGGAAAAGAGCCGAUUCACGUGCAGGGUAAAGGAGAUACAGAGCGGUCACGUGUUACACAGGUUAAAACCGAGUCGUGCAGCUCAGGGAUGCAGAAGAUAUCGUCAAAAACUGUGUAGAAGCUUUACACCUGAUCACAGCAGGCCUGCAUGAUGGAAGAGCAGUGUGUAGGAGGAGGUGUAGGAGAAGGAGAAGGUGUCCUGCAGCGUCAUCUGCCCUGUGAUCCUCCAUCUUCCUGCACAGCAGCAGUGGGGACAGAUCUGUCCAUGGCUGACAUCUCACACCUCCACACUGAAGUGUGUGAGCUCAGGAGAACCGUCAGGCACCUCGAGCACAGGCUCAGUCAAGCACUCAAACUCUCCAACCAGCAGGUGAUGGGAUCUACACCAGCGUUGUGCUCUGCGUGUAAAGCUGAUCUUAGCACGUCAGCAGAAAGAGACUCGGAACACACACUGCAGGUUGUGGACUCUCUACAGAGUGUGUGUGCUGGGGGUGAAGCUGAAUGGCCUGAUGUUGGUUUACAGGAGAGUGUGACGAAGUGUGAGAAGGAUGAACCCAGCACCUCUGUUAAUUUACACAGCGAUCUGAACCUCCUCACACACUCCUCACCACACACUCCUCUGAAAACGUCUGGAGGUGAGGAGCAGAAUGCGACACACUCUCCACUGAUGUGCUCAUUUACACUGUUGGACUGCAGGACAGUGCUGGAAGUGAAUGGAAACAUCAGGCAAGAGGAACAGCUGGAGGAUGGGAGUGCUCUUGCUGAGGAACCGGAGGAACCGGAGGAACCUGAUGAAGAACUUGAGGAACCUGAUGAGGCCAGUGAUGAUUUUUGUCCUUCAACUUCUGCCGGAGGCCACAGUGAGUCCUGUGAUGAAGAAGGGAAGCCCUCAGUGAAGCAUAAUGGGGAAGAGAAGAAGAAGAAGAAGAAGAAGAAGAAGAAGAGUGGGAUAAAGACGGUUACCCCCUGCACCAUCUGCGGACAGGAGCUGAUGUCUGCAGCGUUCCUGACGCGACACAUGAAGAUGCACGAGAACCGCGUGAAGCAGAAGACGCUGCGUCCUCACGUGUGUGAGGUGUGUGAGAAAGGCUACCCCACUCACUCCGCCCUGAAGGUCCACAUGAAGUCCCACAGCGGGGACAAACCGUUCCGCUGCGAGCUCUGUGGGAACUGCUUCAAAACCAAAGGAAACCUGAAAUGCCACCAGAGCAUCCACACGGGUCAGAGGCCGUUCCGGUGCGCGUACUGCCAGAUGUGCUUCUACCACAAGACUCACCUGAAGAAGCACGAGCGCGUCCACACCAACGAGAAGCCGUACGUGUGCUCAGUGUGCGAGAAGGGCUUCAUCACCGUCAGCGCUCUGAAGCAGCACCAGAGGGUCCACACGGGCGAGAAGCCCUACUCCUGCUCCUACUGCGACAUGACCUUCGGGCAGAAGGUCAACCGCGACCGGCACGAGCGCACGCACACGGGCGAGAAACCCUUCCUGUGUGACCACUGUGGGAAAGGCUUCUCGGACCCGCGUCACUUCUACACGCACAAGCGCAUCCACGUGGGGGAGAAACGUGAGAGACCCUUCAGUGCUCCUUCUGCGGGAACUCCUUCUUCUACCGCAUCAACCUGAAGCAGCACGAACGCGUUCACACUAAAGAACGCCCAUACAGCUGCUCCCAGUGUCCCAAAACUUUCGCCCGACCCGACGUCCUUAAAACACACCUGCGUGUCCACACUGGAGAGAAACCUUACCGCUGCAGCAUCUGCGACCAGGGCUUUACCUACCUGGGCAGCUUCAGGGCUCACCAGAAGAACCACACCAAGGAGGACAUCAAGCAGAACCCAUAACACACACACACCAUAUUAAACUCCUCACGGGUGUGUGUAUGCACCCCAGAGCUUCUCAGGAACUUCCUGGAGAACAUCUCAUGCUUUCUUUUCUGAGAGCAGCAGUGCGAUCAGAUUCAGACCUUCAGUCUGGAGAAAAGGCCUGAUAAUUAUAAAGGUGUGUUUUGAAAGAGUGAGAAGAUCAGAUCUAACUGUGACCAAAUGAUCCCAAAAAAGAAGAAAUGAGACAUCAUGAGAACAUGCGAGAAGAUGGGACUGAGCAGUACUUGAGACUGAUUGCAGAUAUCAAAUGGAGCAUGGUCAUGUAGUGGGUCACAUGGUCUCAGUAUAAACCAAUUAAAACUCACUCUACACACACACACACACACACACACACACACACACACACACACA